UUUGUGAUUUGUUCACUAUUACAACAACAAUUUGUCAGGCGAGAGCAAAGGAAAAUAUAUAACCUGAAUUGAAUAACAAUGUCUGCAUCGGAGCAAGCCCCAAAGAUCAAAUACGGAGAAAGCGCACCCAAGCUGGACAGGGCCCAACUGCAGUUCAUGAAACUGAUUGAGGAACAAAAUUUGGACCGCGUGCAAAAGCUAAAACGUGUGCGCAGAAACAAUUUGCUUACAGCCGGCGCCCUAGGACUCUCAGUGCUGGCCAUAUACGGCUACUCUAUAUUCUCGGUGCAGCAGGAAAAGUUCUUGGACGACUUUGAGGAGCCCAAGAAGGUGACCGACCAACUAAGGCGGCCACUUUACUGUUACAUUUAGAUUAAGUUACUUUUCAACAAACUC
Molecule: messenger RNA, 396 nt
Organism: Drosophila busckii
Lineage: Eukaryota; Metazoa; Arthropoda; Insecta; Diptera; Drosophilidae
Gene: Ccdc56
Product: cytochrome c oxidase assembly factor 3, mitochondrial
Exons: 1
Coding region: 79-372 (97 amino acids)
Biological process (GO): mitochondrial respiratory chain complex IV assembly
Cellular component (GO): mitochondrial inner membrane
Source: RefSeq, a predicted model, not a curated record